Dromiciops gliroides (monito del monte) is the source of this 5972-nucleotide messenger RNA. It is a transcript of the gene SGIP1, whose product is annotated as SH3GL interacting endocytic adaptor 1. The record is from RefSeq and is a predicted model, not a curated record. Bases 473 to 3061 code for a protein of 862 amino acids. The transcript is spliced from 28 exons. Gene Ontology annotation, cellular component: clathrin-coated vesicle; clathrin-coated pit; plasma membrane. Gene Ontology annotation, biological process: synaptic vesicle endocytosis; clathrin-dependent endocytosis; clathrin coat assembly. Lineage: Eukaryota; Metazoa; Chordata; Mammalia; Microbiotheria; Microbiotheriidae.
AUUUCUUCUGCAUCUCCCCUUUGGAGGGAGGGGGGACUGGGCUGGGGGAGAGUAAUUGUUGAUGAAGUGACGUCAGCUGGCUUGGUUCCUACUUGAAUUGCUGGGGGAGAGGCAAAAGCAGCCAGCACCCAGGGCCAGCCAGGUCGUACCCCACCCCCCUCCCCUCUCUCAGCUGUGUGUGUGUGUGUGUUGGGGGAGAGGGACGCCCCAGCUGCUGCCAUCUGGAAUGCCUCCUUCCAAGGAGCCGCAGGGCUGGAGACGCUGGUCGGGGCUCCUGAAAGUCCCGAGCUGCUCGCGCCUAUGCAGGAAUGGUACCUCCCAGAACUGCCCAGAGCCCCCACCCCUGCAUCUGACAGUGCCUGAUAAUCCCCUUCCCUUCACUCAGUUGCUGCAAUAGGAUUAGAGGCAGCCGGGCCAGUGAGGGAAGUGCGUCACAGGCUCUUUGGAAAUUGAGGAAUGCGAUUCUGCCACCAUGAUGGAAGGAUUGAAAAAACGUACAAGGAAGGCCUUUGGAAUACGGAAGAAAGAAAAGGACACUGAUUCCACAGGCUCGCCAGAUAGGGAUGGAAUCCAGGGGAAAAAAAAGGCCCAGAAGACCCAACUUCUCCUCAGUCCUUGCUUCUGGCUCAGAGCCCUCUCCUUAACUCUGUUUCAGCAUCCCAGCCCACAUGAACCACCCUACAAUAGCAAAGCAGAGUACGCACGCGAAGGAGGAAAAAAAGUAUCGAAGAAAAGCAAUGGCGCCCCGAAUGGAUUUUAUGCAGAGAUUGACUGGGAAAGAUAUAAUUCUCCUGAGCUGGAUGAAGAAGGUUACAGCAUCAGACCGGAGGAACCUGGCUCUACCAAAGGAAAGCACUUUUAUUCUUCAAGUGAAUCGGAAGAGGAAGAAGAAUCACACAAGAAGUUUAAUAUUAAAAUAAAACCUUUGCAAUCUAAAGACGCCCUUAAGAGUGCAGCCACUGUUGAUGAACUGAAGGCAUCGAUAGGCAACAUUGCACUUUCUCCAUCACCAGUGAGGAAAAGUCCGAGGCGCAGCCCGGGUGCAAUUAAAAGGAACUUAUCCAGUGAAGAGGUAGCAAGACCCAGACGCUCAACACCCACACCAGAGCUUGUAAGCAAAAAACCUCCAGAUGACCCCGUGUCCCUGGCCCCGCUGUUUGGCCCUCCACUGGAAUCGGCGUUUGACGAGCAGAAAUCUGAAGUUCCUUUAGAUCAGCCUGAGAUAUGGGGUUCUGUCCAACCAAUGAAUCCAAGCCUCGAAUCUCCAAAGUUAACAAGACCUUUUCCCACUGGAACACCUCCACCUUUGCCUCCUAAAAAUGUACCAGCGACCCCGCCCCGCACUGGCUCUCCUUUAACAGUGGGACCAGGCAGUGAGCAGACCACACCCGAGGUCAAAGGUGACAAACUACCAUCCAUCAGUGACUUGGACAGCAUUUUUGGCCCAGUUUUGUCCCCCAAGUCUGUGGUCGUUAACACGGAAGAAAAGUGGGUCAAUUUUUCUGAUGCAUCCCCGGAACGGGUCACUCCAGAGUUGACUUCAAGGGAAAAGGUGGGCUCCCCACCACUGGCGUCAGAAAACCCAGCUGACUCCCCAGCUGUUGACCCUCCACGCAGCAUUCCAUCACCUCUUGAUUUAGAAGAGGUUCAGAAGAAGUUUUCUGAGCAGACCCUCGGGAAAGAGGAUAACUUAGAAACAGUCGCAUCUCCUAAAGAUUUUGGGUUGGGCCAGAGAGCCACUCCACCUCCCCCUCCGCCACCCACCUACCGGACCGUGGUAUCGUCACCCGGACCCAGCUCAGGCAGUGGGAUGGGAACCGCCAGCGGAGCAUCAUCCCCGGCCCGGCCUGCCACCCCAUCGGCCCACGGCAGCAGCGGGACCACACCACCGCCUCCUCCUCCUCGGCCUCCAUCUAGGCCCAAGCUGCCUCCCGGGAAGCCCGGGGUGGGAGACGUGUCCAGACCUUUUAGCCCUCCCAUACAUUCCUCGAGCCCUCCUCCAAUCGCGCCCCUUGCCCGGGCAGAGAGCACAUCAUCAAUAUCGUCCACCAACUCCCUGAGUGCAGCUACGACACCUACUGUUGAAGAUGAUGUUUUUAAUGGGAGGCUCCCUUCGUUUGAAAGGCACGGUGAAACGCCUGAAGAGAAUGACCAGCCUUCCCUCGUUUGGUUUGACAGAGGAAAGUUUUAUUUGACUUUUGAAGGCUCUUCUCGGGGACCCAGCCCUCUGACAAUGGGAGCUCAGGACACCCUCCCUGUGGCAGCAGCAUUCACAGAAACGGUCAAUGCCUAUUUCAAAGGAGCAGACCCCAGCAAGUGUAUAGUGAAGAUCACUGGAGAGAUGGUGCUGUCGUUCCCUGCAGGCAUCACCAGACACUUUGCCAACAACCCCUCCCCAGCCACCCUGACCUUCCGAGUGGUGAAUUUCAACAGGUUAGAACACGUCCUGCCAAACCCCCAACUUCUCUGCUGCGAUGAUGCACAAUGUGAUGCCAACACCAAGGAAUUCUGGGUAAACAUGCCAAAUCUGAUGACUCACCUAAAGAAAGUGUCUGAGCAAAAACCACAGGCAACUUAUUAUAAUGUGGACAUGCUCAAAUAUCAGGUGUCUGCCCAGGGUAUUCAGUCCACUCCACUGAACUUGGCAGUGAACUGGAGAUGUGACCCAGUGAGCACUGACCUACGCAUCGACUACAAGUACAACACGGACGCAAUGACCACCCCAGUCGCCCUCAACAAUGUCCAGUUCCUUGUCCCUAUUGAUGGUGGAGUCACCAAACUUCAAGCGGUGCUGCCCCCUGCUGUUUGGAAUGCUGAACAGCAAAGAAUACUGUGGAAAAUCCCCGACAUUUCUCAAAAAUCAGAAAAUGGAGGGGUGGGAUCUUUGCUGGCGAGAUUCCAGUUAUCCGAAGGCCCGAGCAAACCUUCUCCAUUGGUUGUGCAGUUUACCAGUGAGGGGAGCACCCUCUCUGGCUGUGACAUCGAGCUGGUGGGAGCAGGGUACCGGUUUUCCCUCAUUAAAAAAAGGUUUGCAGCAGGCAAAUACCUGGCAGAUAACUAAUAGAACCUUAUGCAAGCAUAUGGAGAACCCAUAUCACGGAGGACUGUGGAACAUGGAACAGGUUUUUGUUUGGGGGGUUUUCAUGAAAACAAAGUAAAACCUGCGCUGGGGACAUUUCUGCUGGAAGUGUCCAUUACUUUCAGCGACUUUUCUCCCUCCGUGGACAACACCAUGUUGAGACCAGUCCCACAGUAUUUACUUCUAGGUGUAACAUUGUUAAUGGUUUUAAAAUGUAAUUAUUGUAUUUGUAAAUUGUACUCAUUCCCGUAAGACUGUAUUUCAGGCGGUUAGACAAACUUGAGUUUUAGCAUUUGACCAUUCAUGAAAUGGGUGUAAUUUAAACUAUGGUAUAUAAAUUUACUAGUAGUCCUGUUGAUUGGCACAAGGCUUACAGAAAUAGGUUGCAUUUUUGUCGAUAUAUAAAGUUUAAAUCCAAUACUGGCAGCGGCUUUCAAAGGGGGUGCCUCAUGCAAAGAAGGGUUCACAGACCCAAGAUAAGGCUUUCCUUUUCUCUUCCAGUCCUUAUGAUGUCUGAUUCUAUAGUGUGAUUAAAAGUUCUACCUUCUGACAUUUAGUGGGGUUCAAUUGAAAAGUAUUUCAGUAAAUUCUAAGGUUACAACAUAUUUAAAGAAGGCAAGAUGUACCACUUUUUAACCGCUUUUUUUUCAAACUGCAAAUUUCAUAAAAAUGCACGCCAUAUAAACAGGGCCUCUUAUUUUUAUAAUAUGUAAAAAAGGGGAUAUUUAAAGUUAAAAUUAUGAAACUAUGGUUAUGAUUCCAGAGAAUGCUGGGAUCGGAGCCCUUUCCCUACACUUGCCACCUCUCCCUCAAACUGGGCAAAUAUUGUGAUUUUAAGAUGAUGAGAAUUUCUUGAAAUCUUUAUUAAGAAUAGCUACUUGACUGUGGAUGUAACUGUUUCUGAAACUCUGCAGGCUUAAGUAACCUGCAUCGUCUGUCCUCCCCCCCUACCUGGAUGCUUCUGGUCUUUGAGUGACUUCUGAAGUCCCUUGAAUCCAUUUGAUGGGAGAAUGUUGAUUUUCAGCUUGAAAGUCUUGGGGAAUGGGGAGACUAAGUUAGGCUGUAUGGUUAAAGUUCUCUGAAAUAAAUGUCCUCUCCGAUGAACAAAAUGUUCUUUAAAAAUCUGAAUUACUAGAAACUAGAAAUUUUGGCCAUUCCUUUAGAACCAAUAAGAUGGGUACAAUCCACAGCUCCUACCAUUGACCUCCAUUGCCAUGAGGCAGAAGGGGGGUGGGAAAUGCCGUCCUCUAGUCCUGACCAGCAAAAUUCAGGUUCCCAUAGGAGAAAUACUUCUUAGGGUACACUCCCCUAGAACUAUUGUCCAGUCUUUCUAUGGAAGAACCUGUCCUCCAACCCCCUGGCACACCACCCAGUUAGCAUUUAGGUACUUUUUUGGGGGGAGGGGGGAACUGUAUAUGUUAGUUCAUUGGUGAAAGGUAUUCCCCAUGUGGAGAUUCCCUUCACAGAUACAACUGCUCAGAAAUUCCUCAUUCUUAGGCUUUACCUGGGCACUGAGAGUUUAAUAAGGUCAUGUGUCAAAGGAAGACUUAAACUAAGAUUAUUCUGACUCCAAGGCCAGCCUUCUAGCCAAUAGAUUACACUGCCUCUCUUGGAUAAAUACAUAUACAUAUAUACAUAUGUAUGUGUGUAUAGACAUAUAGAUAUACAUAAUUUUAACCAGAUGUGAUUUCAUCAAACAAGCAGUAAAGACAUUCCCUCCACCAGAGCACAUCUGUACCUGCUCUGAAAUUUCCCAUCUGAAAGAGUUGCCUGAGAUUCUGAGAAGUUAAGGGACUUCCCCAGGGCCACACAGGCAGGACGAGUCAGGAGCCCGAACCUCGGUCUUCCUGCCUCUGAGUCCUGUCCUCUAUCCAGCAUACUUGUCUUCGAUACCCUUACCCCCUCCUUGCCCGCCUUAAAGUUACAGGAGUCCUGUUCUGACACAGUUUCCUGCCUAGUCUCAUUUUAAAGUAACUCAUUAUCAUGCCCAUAAAUUAGUUUGUCUGUUUGUUUUACCAUUCAUCACAGUAAUCUUUGGCACCUACACACCUGGGGGCCAGGGGUUAAAGUCUAUUAAGAAGACCCUCCAUAACCUCAAACUACAAUACGGAAAAUGUUUGCAUGGUGUGUGUUUGUACACGUAGGCUUUGAUGAGUGUUUACAUGAACAUGGGGACAAUGGGUUUCGAUAGGGAAGGAUCACUGCCACCCUACUCGUCAUUGUCCAGAGGGUUAAUUAUCUGUAAUGAUGUACUCAAGACGCUAGAGUUACUUGGGGGCCCCUUGUCCACUUUGACAAAUUGAAUCCUCAUGGAUUUAAGGAGCUCAGAGAUACUAGGGAACCCCAAACGUGGGAAUGGAAAGAUUGAAACCAGUCAGAGACAAAAGUGAGAAAAUGAGAUAUCUGGGAGGAACGGAACUAUUCAAAGUGUCUAGAAUAAAGCCCUCCAUGAAAGGCAGCUGACUGAAAGCAUAUGUGUAAAUAUUUCUUUCUGGUUCUCACGUCUUACUCUUUAUAGUUUAUUUUACACAGCUCUGGAGUUAAUUAAGUCAUAUACACAUAUGGCAGCUCUUCAAAAGGAUGCCGUCUUUUGUUGAUAUUGUAAAAAUGUAAUUUUUUAAAAAUAUCUGACAAGGAUCCUUAAUGUGAUUCAGACAUCUCUAGUUAUGAAAUUUUAAAGAAUUAAUAUUGCCUACAAUCCCUGAACCAGAGAAGGGGAGUCAUAGGCUUCUAAAUACAUUAAAACUGCAUUUAAUUAGACAAACCCUCCUCUCCCACCUUUCCUUCCUUGAUUCUUUCUUUAUUCUUUGCUCCCUCCCUCUUUUCUUCUUUGCUCCCUGCCUCCUUCCUUCCUUUCUUCCUUCCUUCCCUCCUUCCUUCCUCCUUCCCUUUG